Molecule: messenger RNA, 6942 nt
Organism: Xenopus tropicalis (tropical clawed frog)
Lineage: Eukaryota; Metazoa; Chordata; Amphibia; Anura; Pipidae
Gene: pikfyve
Product: phosphoinositide kinase, FYVE finger containing
Biological process (GO): intracellular protein localization; intracellular signal transduction; regulation of reactive oxygen species biosynthetic process
Cellular component (GO): late endosome membrane; vesicle membrane; Golgi membrane
Molecular function (GO): metal ion binding; phosphatidylinositol kinase activity; 1-phosphatidylinositol-3-phosphate 5-kinase activity
Source: RefSeq, marked validated
UGGCUGUGCUGUGGAUAUACAUCCAGCAGGCAGAGGAGAGGAGCAGUGCUGUUUCACAUCUUUUAAAUUAAAGCUCUCACAGUAGAAUAACAAUUUGCUCAGCUGCGUGGAAUGAGAUCUUACAGCACAUAAAAGCUCUCAUGAGAUGGCCACAGAUGAUAAAUCAUCACCAACACUGGACAGUGCCAGCGAAUUGCCAAGAUCUCCAAGCAGUCCAUCACACCUUACACACUUUAAACCUCUUACGCCAGAUCAAGAUGAUCCUCCAUUUAAAUCCGCUUAUAGCUCCUUUGUAAGCCUUUUUCGUUUUAGUAAAGAUGAAGUCAGAGCUGCAACCACAUUUGAUAAAUCAGAUCGUGGAACUAAUGACCCAGCUUUGAGAAGUGCCUGGCCCAGUCCACAUCAUUUCUCCAGUUCCCAUUCUAUCAGGUCUCCAGUGCAGUACAAGAAGCAGUCAUUAGCAGAGAGAAGAGGCUCAGCCACCUCAGAUACGCACAGAAAGGCAGAACCACCUCUCGGCCAUGACCCUCGCACAGCUGUACAACUUCGCAGUUUGACUACUGUACUAAAGAGGCUGAAAGAAAUAAUGGAAGGGAAGAGUCAGGACAGUGAUUUGAAGCAGUACUGGAUGCCUGAUAGCCAGUGUAAAGAAUGUUACGAUUGUAGUGAGAAAUUUACAACCUUUCGAAGGAGACACCACUGUCGACUUUGUGGGCAAAUUUUCUGCAGUCGAUGUUGCAACCAGGAGAUUCCAGGAAAGUUUAUGGGGUAUACAGGUGAUCUCCGUGCUUGUACAUACUGCUGUAAGAUUGCAGUAAACUAUGCACACUCCUCUGAUAGCAACACCAUUGGAGAAGAUCUGACUGCACUAUCUGAUUCCUCCUGUUCUAUCUCUCUACUGGAUCCUGGAGAGCCUCGCACACCCGUUGGAGGGAGAAAAUCUAGCCGUAAUAUCUUCUUAGAGGAGGAUUUAGCUUGGCAGAGCUUGGUUCAUCAAGAGAAUCCAAAAAAUACACUAACAACACGUCUAGCUUCUGUACAAGAGGACGUUGGUAAAUCCCCUGCCAGGAAUAGGUCUGCCAGCAUUACUAACCUAUCCUUGGAUCGCUCUGGUUCUCCUAUGGUGCCUCCAUAUGAAUCCUCUGUUAGUCCCCAAUCCUCCCGAACAUAUCUGAAAAAUGACACUAAUGAAGAAGAAAGAAAGAUUCUUCUGGACUCUGUACAGCUGAAGGAGCUUUGGAAAAAAAUCUGUCACAACAACAGUGGUAUGGAAUUUCAGGACCACCGUUACUGGCUGAGGACACAUCCCAACUGCAUUGUCGGUAAAGAUCUUGUCAAUUGGCUGAUCAGAAAUGGGCAUAUUACAACAAGAGCACAAGCUAUAGCCAUUGGUCAAGCCCUUGUAGAUGGUCGGUGGCUUGACUGUGUAACCCACCAUGAUCAGCUUUUCCGGGAUGAAUAUGCGCUUUACAGACCUCUUCAGAGUACAGAAUUCUCUGAGACACCUUCACCUGACAGUGAUUCAGUUAAUUCAGUGGAAGGUCAUUCAGAACCUUCUUGGUUUAAGGACAUCAAGUUUGAUGACAGUGAUACAGAACAAAUUGCUGAUGAAGGGGAAGAUAACCUAACCAACUCUACAAGUCCUAGCAAACGUACAUCGGUCAGCAGUUUCCAAUCUGCUAUGGAUAGCGACUCGGCUGCUUCCAUCAGCCUCAAUGUGGAGAUGGACAACGUCAACUUCCACAUCAAGAAGCAUUCCAAGUAUCCCCAUGUACCCCCACACCCUGCUGACCAGAAAGAGUUUCUUCUGUCAGAAGAUGGUGGGCAACAGAUUGUUCCCAUAAGCGAUGCAUUUAUCAAAGAAUCUUUGUUCAAUCGGCGAGUGGAGGAAAAAUCUAAGGAUCUAUUAUUUACUCCUUUGGGAUGGCAUCAUAACAACCUGGAUCAACUGAGAGAAGAGAAUGGAGAGAAACAGGCAAUGGAGAGGCUACUGUCUGCCAACCACAAUCAUAUGAUGUCUCUGCUGCAGCAAUUGCUGUACAACGAGUCCCUCUCUCUCUCCUGGAAAGACAUCAUUGUGCAACUAGUGUGCCAAGUGGUACAGACCGUACGUCCUGAUGUUAAAAAUGAUGAUGACAUGGAUAUACGGCAGUUUGUUCACAUCAAAAAAAUCCCGGGAGGAAAGAAAUUUGACUCUAUGGUAGUUAAUGGCUUUGUUUGCACUAAGAAUAUUGCACACAAGAAGAUGAAUGCAAGUAUUAAAACUCCCAAAAUACUGCUGCUGAAGUGCUCCAUCGAAUAUUUAUAUCGGGAGGAAACCAAGUUUACAUGCAUUGAUCCCAUAGUCCUUCAGGAGAGGGAAUUUCUCAAGAAUUAUGUUCAAAGGAUAGUUGAUGUACGACCCACACUUGUCCUUGUUGAGAAAACCGUAUCUAGAAUUGCUCAAGACAUGCUGCUUGAACAUGGGAUAACGUUGGUUAUUAAUGUCAAACCGCAAGUUUUAGAUCAAGUGUGUCGAAUGACACAAGGGGACUUAGUGAUGUCCAUGGAUCAACUUCUGACCAAACCACGCCUUGGUACCUGUCAAAAGUUUUAUAUGCAAGUCUUUCCACUGCCUAAGAAUGAAGCAAAAACACUGAUGUUCUUUGAAGGCUGUCCACAACAUUUGGGCUGCACCAUUCAGCUUCGUGGAGCCUCAGAGUAUGAACUGUCUCGUGUCAAAGAGAUAAUCAUAUUCUUGGUUUAUGCUGCAUAUCAUUCUCAAUUGGAGAUUUCAUUUCUUAUGGAUGAAUUUGCUAUGCCCCCAACACUGCCCAAAAGCAGCUCUUUCCAUACACUGAUUGAAGGUCAAGGAGAAGAAAAUGGUCAUACAGAUCUAUUUAAUGGAGAAGAAUGUAGUAUUAUCCAUUGGGAGUCUGAUCUAUCAUUAGAAAGAUUACAUAUGCCUUCAGAAUCCAAGUCUUCUGAUGAUAUAGACUUUGAUGAGGCAAGUGAUUUAGAAACAAAGAGUCUUGGAGGACAUUCUUCUGUUCCUCAUCAGGAUCCUUCUGUGAUGAUGUCGUCAUCUGUGCAGUCUUCUGGGGGGUCAGUUGAGACUAAAAUAAUGAAUCAGAUAUGUCACAUACCUGGUAUUACAAAAGAUGAAGUGGUGACACAACAAGAAACUGAAUCUCUACAAGAAACAACAAGCAACAUAAAACCUUUCAGAGAUCCUUUGCAAGAUGAUACUGGGUUAUAUAUAACUGAAGAGGUCACUUCCACAGAUGACAGGCUUAAAGUGCAUUCUUUGUCUUUUAGGCAGGAGUUAAAAGAUGUUAUUUUGUGCAGUUCCCCAAUUAUUACAUUCAAGGAGCCCUUUCUGCUUUCUGAAAAAGGUAUGAGAUGUCCCACUAGAGAUUAUUUUCCUGAUCAAGUUUAUAUGUCUCCACUAUUAAACAAAGAGGUGAAAGAAAUGGAGAGUAGGAGGAAGAAACAGUUAUUACGUGAACUUUCCAGCAUUCAAGGGAUUAACGGAACCGCACAUAGUAAAGCUAUUGAAAUCUUUCCAUCUCAUGAACUCCUUAGCAAGAGAAUUUCUGAGCACUUAGGCGAUAGCCAGGAUUUAGCCAGAAUACUAGCUGAUUAUCGGGCUAGAGGAGGAAGGAUCCGACAGAAAGAUACUGACCCAUUUUUUCACACGAAGGAUGUAACCAAUGGGCUUACUUCUAAAAAUGAAAACAAAAGUGAAUCAGAUGAAGAGAAAAGCCUAACUGAUAUGUCAUGGAACUCGAAGAUUGACUGCUUGAAUAUUAUAAAUCAUCAACGCCUUUGUGUGUUAUUUAGCAGUUCUUCAGCCCAGUCCAACAAUGCUCCUAGUUAUUGUGUUAGCCCAUGGAUUGUAACAAUGGAAUUUUAUGGGAAAAAUGACCUGACUCUUGGGGUUUUUCUAGAAAGAUACUGUUUCAGGCCUUCGUAUCAAUGCCCAAGUGUAUUCUGUGACACUCCAAUGGUGCAUCACAUUCGCCGCUUUGUACAUGGAAAUGGCUGUGUACAGAUUGUGCUUAAGGAACUGGAUUCUCCAGUUCCUGGAUACCAACACACUAUCCUAACAUACUCCUGGUGCAGAAUAUGUCAGCAGGCAACUCCUGUUGUACCUCUGUCCAAUGACUCCUGGUCCAUGUCAUUUGCAAAAUAUUUAGAGUUGCGUUUCUAUGGAUACCAGUACACCCGACGAGCUAAUGCUGAACCUUGUGGACACUCCAUUCACCAUAACUACCACCAAUAUUUUUCCUACAAUCAGAUGGUUGCUUCCUUCAGUUACUCCCCAAUUAGACUUCUUGAAGUGUGUGUACCAACUCCAAAGAUUCACAUCAAGCAUCAUAGCCCAGCAAAAGUUUCAAUCCUUCAGGACUUAAAGGAUUUCUCCCAAAAAGUUACCCAGGUGUAUCUUGCCGUAGAUGACCGGCUUACCUCCCUAAAAACAGACACAUUUAGCAGGACAAGAGAAGAAAAGAUGGAAGACCUUUUUGCACAAAAAGAGAUGGAGGAGGUAGAAUUCCGAAACUGGAUUGAGAAGCUACAGGCAAGAUUGCUUUCCUCUAAUAUGGACACAGAACAGCAGCUACAGUCCAUCUUUGAGUCAAUGAUUGCCAAGAAACAGUCUCUGUGUGAAAUGCUUCAAGCAUGGAACAACAGGUUGCAAGAUCUAUUUCAGCAAGAAAAAGGCCGUAAACGCCCUUCAGUGCCUGCUAGUCCUGGAAGAAUGAGACAGGGGGAAGAAAAUAAGGGUUGUGCUUCGGAUGCAUCCCCACGCAACUCAUCUCCUGCACAAAAUGGGGAGAGAGAAGAUCGCUUUAUGACAACCUUAUCUCAGAGCUCCACAGGCUCCUCCCAUCUCCAGAUACCAAGCCCUCCUGAUCUUGCUUCUGAUCAGUCGUUUGCUGGUACCUUUACAGCACUAAGUGCCACCGAGAUGGACACCACCAGCAGCUGUGAAGAUGUGUUUGAUGGUCACUUAUUGGGAUCUACAGACAGCCAGGUUAAGGAGAAAUCCACCAUGAAAACAAUAUUUGCAAAUCUUCUCCCAGGAAACAGCUACAACCCAAUUUUACCCCCUUUUGAUCCAGAUAAACACUACCUGAUGUAUGAACAUGAACGAGUUCCUAUUGCUGUAUGUGAGAAAGAGCCCAGUUCCAUCAUAGCAUUUGCUCUCAGCUGUAAAGAAUACAAAAAUGCUUUGGAUGAGUUAUCAAAAACAGCAUCAAAGAGCUGUUCAGAAGAAUGUGCUCUGCCUGUUAACUUGGUUGACAGUAGACCAAAAACUAGCAGCCCUUCAAGAGCAUCAGAUGCUUCCUCUGUCCAGUCAAACCGUCCUACGGAACCAGAAUCUCAGAGCAAAAAGCCUUCAGGGGUUCUAUCCUUCUUCCGUGGUACUGGAGGGAAAAGCCCAGACUUGUCUGCACAGAGAAAAGAAACAUUGCGAGGCGCAGAUAGUGCUUAUUACCAAGUAGGCCAGACUGGCAAAGAGGGUGCAGAAAGCCAAGCAACAGAACCACAAGAUGACGUUGAUGGAGUAGAUAAGCAGAAGAAGGCGUUUGGCAAUCCCCAUGUGGAGCUACAAUUCUCAGAUGCAAAUGCAAAAUUCUACUGCCGGAUUUAUUAUGCUGGAGAAUUUCACAGGAUGCGCAAAGUAAUUUUGGGAAGCAGUGAGGAUGAUUUUAUACGCUCCCUUGCACACUGUGUUCCAUGGCAAGCUAGGGGUGGAAAGUCUGGUGCAGCUUUCUAUGCAACAGAAGAUGACCGGUUUAUUUUAAAACAGAUGCCUCGUCUGGAAGUGCAGUCUUUCCUUGAUUUUGCCCCACACUACUUCACGUACAUUAUAAAUGCUGUUCAAAUGAAGAGACCUACAGCCUUAGCUAAGAUUCUAGGAGUGUAUCGAAUUGGUUACAAGAAUUCUCAAAACAACACUGAGAAAAAGUUGGAUCUUCUGGUCAUGGAAAAUCUUUUUUAUGGCAGAAAAAUGGCUCAGGUAUUUGACCUAAAGGGAUCUUUAAGAAAUCGGAAUGUUAAAACAGACACCGGAAAAGAGAGCUGUGAUGUGGUCUUGUUGGAUGAAAAUUUAUUGAAAAUGGUGCGGGACAAUCCAUUGUAUAUAAGGUCACACUGUAAAUCUGUCCUGAGAGCUUCCAUACACAGUGACUCUCACUUUCUCUCAAGCCACCUUAUAAUAGAUUAUUCUCUACUAGUGGGUCGUGAUGACACAACAGAUGAACUUGUAGUUGGAAUUAUUGAUUACAUACGGACCUUUACAUGGGACAAAAAGCUUGAAAUGGUAGUUAAGUCGACUGGGAUUUUAGGCGGCCAGGGAAAAAUGCCAACAGUAGUAUCACCAGAACUCUAUAGAACUCGGUUCUGUGAAGCAAUGGAUAAGUAUUUCCUGAUGGUUCCAGAUCACUGGACAGGCUUGGGUGGAAACUGCUGAUGCACCAAUAAGAAAACCUAACAAUGAAAUCUGUUCUUAAGGCACAAUAAACCAAUUCAAACAAGCACCCGUUCCUCAGCAAGACAAGUGAGGAAGACCUUAGACAUGAAGUUCAAAUCCUCCUCUUGCUUAACCUAAAUACCAUAAUUAUCUAAACCAGAAUAUUGAUGUACUGUAAGAUGGAGAUUGUAUAUAAUGUAUAUAUUUAAAACAUAGAUAAAUGUAUUCAGUUGAAUAUACUUAUUUCUCUAUUUUAGAUGUCUGUGCACUGAAACUCUUAACGUUUUUUAUGUUCAUGAAAUGCCAGACACAAGCAAUUGUGUGUGACUGCUGUGCAGCCAAUUCCCUAUUUACAUUUUAGUUUAUCUUGCGUGUUCAAACUUGCAGAUUUUGCAAUAUUCUCUAGUAAGGGCAUUGAAAUAUGUGUUUCUCUGUGGUCUUUUUCCACCUUUUAUGAGCACAAGUGGAUAUAAUAAGUGAAC